AUGGUAUUAGAAAAGGUAUCGCCGGAUUUAUAUUGUGUAAUUUUGCACAAACUCAGGAUCCCAAAUGAUACUUUGAUCAUCAGUAUUUACUGGUGCAUAAAAGAGUCUAACGAAAUAUUCUCCAUCCAACCCCAAUCACUCCUAGACCUGCAAGUUAAUACCAGAACAGUUUAUUUCGUCAAGCCCAUUGACAGCAACAUUGAACCGGAACUUAUUGUUUCCCUGGCAAAUAACAUACAUUUCUUUGCCAAAUACCCUUCCAAAACUAUUACCAGGGGUGCGCCAUUCAAACCCCUAAAUUUGACCCUAAAGUCGUUACAAACAUCCGCCACUAUUAGAGCCACUUUGGAAACUGCUUGCCAGGUGCGAUGGCUUCCUUCCCCCAUCCAUACCAACAUCCUUACCACAGGGUACAAGGAUAAUUCCAUUGUCGGAGUUUAUUUCUUACCAGGUAGAUCAAAGGACGCACAAAAGUUAGCUUUCGACAAGGCAAUUAAUGAGGCCACCAGGUAUAGGGUUUCAUCAAGGGGGCUAUUUCUGGACUAUGUCGACCCCCUAUACCAAAGGAAUAAGUACAAGGUCAGAAAUUUGCAACAAUCGGAGGUGCAAUAUGACGCUAACUCUGACAGUCUCUAUAAUAAACAACCGAUAGAUACUAAUGCACGUGGUUCUAGUGCAGAAUCUCUUAAUAUUAGAGACACUACUGCAGAAAAUUCUAUAGAUGGAGAACCAACACAGCGCUAUGAACCUAAAUUUCUUAACUGGUCCACACCUACUGCUAGAGACUGCACAUGUUUAUUCAAAUUAUAUCCCACAAACCCCUAUUCCUCCCUCUCCGACCAAGUACGCUUUAAAUGUCAAUCCGACUUUGUCAAUCUGGAAAAUGAAACGCGGUCUCUUGAAAAAAAAUUUAGGGAUAAUUGUAAAAGGAAAGCGAGCAAGCCCCGUAUCAGUUUGGAUCAUAAUAUCUUCGAGGAUACUGUACGAAUUGAAGAACAGAGUCUAGACCCAGAGGGAGAUGAAGAAAGAGUAUACAGCAGUGGAACUUAUUAUGAUAUGUAUCGCGAUAUGUAUCUAGCCCAAAAGUUCAAAGAACUUGUGGAAUAUAGUGAAACUGUUGCUGGACUGAAAAUUAAUACUUCUGUGUCUACAGAGCCCGUUAAUGUGGCAUCCCCAUCAAAGACUGAUAAAGGGAUACAAGUAGAUUUCCUCACGACUAUUAAGGAUGACUUUAGCAAUUUUGAAACGAUGGCUUCCCAUAAUGAACCCUACCACACAAAUGCUAUUCCAGAUAUGAACAUGACAGAAAUGGUAGAACUUGUAGUUUCUAAUACUGAUAAAUCAAAAGAUUCUGAACAGCCCAAUCGAUUGGUCUCCUUCUUCAUGGACAUGAUCGGUAGCAAUGUUAUCAGAAAACUUACAUCUUCUGUAUCAGAUAAAACUGAUGAAUCAAACCUCAAUGGGGCUGAGAUUGAAAAAAUAAUCAAAGAUGAUGAAUGUUAUGAAAUCGACAACAUGUCACUUGAAUUCUCAGCCUUGGAAGAGCCAAAUGAUCAGAUUGCAGAGUCAAUCGUCUCUUCGGAAAAUGAGCAGCUGAUUUCCCCUGCUGGAUCAAUUCUAACAAUAGAUAAUAAACUGGCUGAACCAAUUGCAGUUGAAAUGGAGGAAGGUACGCCUACAAUCUUGGAUGUGGAACAUACUAGUGUAAUUGACAACAAAUACCAUACUCCAGUUGGUAUGUUAGACCUAGAUGAUAUCGACUUAAAUGAUACAACAACUGAAUAUCUUAAAAACACAACCAGUAAUGGCAUCCCUAGAAUAAUAACUUUUGCAAGUGAGGAAGACAAUCUUAGCUCAAACUUAAUAUACAAUGAAUGUGCCUUGUCGUGCCAUUUAACGCCUACGUCCUUCAAAUUCGAAUUCGAUGAUAUCGAUCACCUAUACUGCUUCAGUGGAGACGAAAAUUACAACAAGCCUGUAAUUACUAGAAUUGAAGCAAUGACAAUGGAUGAAUCUGUUAUCCAUUCGCAAGGAGAAAAGCCGGAGCCUGAUGGGACUAUGGUCGAAUGCGUUGGUUUCAAUGAUAGAGAAAUUUCAACUUUGGAAGCGAUUAAUAAUGCAAGUCAUCCAACUAUUUCUAGCAAAAUAAGUGAGAAAUUAUUCAAUUCGGUUGGUGACAACAAUUUAGUCGCUAGGUCCCCAGAAAUUAUGGCUGCUAGUGGUGAAAUGGUGAAUGGAUCUGAUAUUUACAAUAUCAAAGAUGGUGAAUAUAUAUCACAAAUGGGGAUUAGUAAUGCUUUGUCAGAUUUAGAGGAUGAUACUGCUAUUGGUGUCAGUUUAUCUCUUGAGGUUAUCACGAACGACAGCAAAAGUGACGCAUACAAAUUGAGAUCUGAUCCAAUGGAUGCUAAUAUAAACAUUGCUGAUGUUAUGAUAGGAUCCAGUGAUAUUUCCGACAGUUGUAAUAAGGAAAAGUCUGACCUGAUACUUUACAACGUAAGAAACAGUACUAGCGGUGAAGUUACUUCGGAUUUACAGUGCAAUUUUAAGUCUGAUGGCCCCGAGUUUGAGGUUAGGGAGACCACGCCAAGUCAACAGGGUCGAUUGGAAGCUUAUAGGCCGAGGGGGGGGCAGGAAUUAGAAUCUGCUCCCCAAAGUAACAAUUUUGAAGUCAAUGUGAUGGAUAACUGUGUAAAAGAGCCAUCAAGUGAUGUGCCUAUGGCGAGCUGUGGUGAAUGUUGUACUAGUGGAUCGAAUGAUUAUAAAUGCAGCACUAUUAUUGGUUCUAGGGAUGAAGGCAAUAGUUUAACAGUUGUCUCAACUGUUAACUGUGAUUCCAGUGUCGGUAUAGGCGUAGUUGGUGGAAGUUUGGAGGGCGAAAUAGGUAGUUCUAAUGCUAGUGGCGUUUGA
This is a messenger RNA of Babesia microti strain RI, 2910 nucleotides long. RefSeq lists its product as hypothetical. Lineage: Eukaryota; Apicomplexa; Aconoidasida; Piroplasmida; Babesiidae. The transcript has a single exon. The coding region runs from base 1 to 2910 and encodes 969 amino acids. The record is from RefSeq and is a predicted model, not a curated record.